Phytophthora sojae is the source of this 1911-nucleotide messenger RNA. RefSeq lists its product as hypothetical. NCBI's taxonomy places the organism in Eukaryota, Oomycota, Peronosporomycetes, Peronosporales, Peronosporaceae. The annotation marks the transcript as partial. The record is from RefSeq and is a predicted model, not a curated record. The transcript has 4 exons. Gene Ontology annotation, molecular function: protein dimerization activity.
AAAACCACUAAUGCUACAAAGCACUUGUGGGAGACGCACCAAAUCCAGUCUGAAAAGACGACCCUACAGAAUACGCGUAAGCGGGACCGCGCUGAAGGGGUCAACCGCAUUCUAGCGUCCGCGUUAUGCCGUGACGAUGCGAAGCGUUUGUGUUUGUUGCUGGAGACGAUUCGAAUUGUCUACAACAACUUGCCAUUCCGGUUUGGUGAGUACGAAGAGUCAGUCAUUCUGAAGGAAGUCGUCACAAAAGAUGAGUUCAAGACAACAGUGAACUCAAGAACGGUGACAAAUUCACUUGUCGAGUUGUACGCAUCCGGUCGCCAAGAGCUGAUAGGGUUCAUCAGAGACAAUCGUUUGGGACUUAUCAAGUGUUUGACGAUGGUUGUUGACUUCUGGACCCCAAAGCAUGGUGGCGAAAAGUAUCUCGGUUUGCGCAUCUACUUCGUCGACUCCCACUUCCGACUGCGUACUGUACUCCGGUGGAUUUGCGGUAUUCUGUUUGACUUUGGCCUGUCCCCGAGCGACUUCUUCGGCUCCACCACUGACAGCGGCCCCGACGUUAAAUGGACGAUGAACGAAGGGCUUCGAUUGAAGUGGGAAUGGUGCAUCCCUCACAAGGUGAACGCUGCCACCAAGAUGGCCUGCGGCUUGACGCGAAAAUCGCACAAUCCCGAGAUGUCGGCGUUGCUAAACAAGCUAUCUCAAACGGUGUACGACACCUCCACCAACUCGACGCUUGGCGAUCUGCUUCCCAUGCUGAUGAUAAUGUUGGGGGAAGGCAAUGGUACCCAACUAGUAGGCUACAAGCCGCAUCGCUUCAUGGGGAUGGCAGCCACGAUGGAGCGGAAGCGAGCGCCACCAGGGUUUCACCUUGCCGGUUGUCAACAGCAUUUGGUGCAGCUAUUAUCAAUCCUUACACCGAUUCUUCUCGUGACGAAGCGAUCACAGGCGCAGGAUACGAAUCAAGUGCAAGUCCUGCUGUCCUUGUAUACGAUGUGCAUGACUUCUCUCGCACUUGACAGCCCCAUCAGGCGCUACGACACGGCUCCGUCGAACGCCGUCAAUAUUCACCCUUUUCAACUAACAUCGCUGGUGGCGAGGACAAGGAUGCUGCUACAGAAGGCGUUUUACCACAACUUCUUCCGCCGAUAUGUAGACAUUGUAUCCGGUUCCUACAUUUUUGAGAUGCAACUGGUGAUGUAUCCUUCGGUUAAGCACGUGGGGAGUCCGAUGGACGAAGUGAUUGCCGCCGUUGCACGUACUGAAGGGAGAAUGCGGGAUGAUCUUGUUGCUGGUCAUGUUGUCGCCGCCAAUGUUUUCGAUGACGACAUUUUGGCAACCUUUGCAGUUCAACCCUUCCGAAGCACCGAACGACCUGCUCAACAACGUAACAAGCACGAUACUCUCAUCGCCGGUGAGCUGAAAAGGUGGCUAGAAGAUUCGGAUGGGCUGCAGAUGAUAACAGUUCCUGAUCCAGCCAAGACGAGCGUCCGCAGACCGGAGAGUAUCCUGGAAUUUUGGCAUCGGCAGCAGCAGUCCAAGCGCUAUGUCUUGCUACCCAUGGUUGCUCGCAUCCUGUUUGCAGUCCCAUCUUCGUCUGCUCAGAUUGAAAGGGACUUCGGCAACAGUGGGCAAAUGGUGACUGCCCUGCGAGCUUCUACAAGCACGGCUAAUAUCGACAUGGCUUGCUUCCUUCAUCAAAACCGGUCAUUUGUCGAUGUGUGCCAGUGCCCAAAGCUGAAAGCAUCCGAAGUCGACGAACACAUUCCAAGCAAUGUCAAGAUUAACCUGGAACCCGAGGUAGUGGAGCGAAUGGAAUGGAAUCAGCUGGCACAAGCGUGCUUUUCGACAUCAAGCGCAAGCGCAUUUGCUUCUUACAACGAGGAGGAGACGAAAGACUCAAGCUGUUAG